GUUUCCUCUUAUUUGACAAUUGGCGAUUCCUAGUUUCUAUUUUAUAUAUCCUUUUUAAUUUGUUUACCUCUUUUUAUUUAAAUAUUUUAGCUGUUAAACCACGAGCCCUUAUAAUAUUUUGCCACAGACUGUAUUUUGAGUGUAUUUUCGUACCUCUAUUUUUCUAGAAUAUCCUUGGCCCGCCUACCCACCGACAGUUUUUUUUCACAAUGGGCAACCAAAUAUCUUUCACAGUGACUGAGUACGAGGUGCAGCGUCAGGCGAUUGGCGCGAUGGUCCCUCUAUACAUCGAGCCCCGAGGCAAGGCAGAUGCAAUUACAAUUAUUGUAUUUACCAUAGUAUACUGCAUAAACUUUCUAGCGGUCGUAUACAUGCUGUGGCACAGAAACUAUCCGCCGAUAAAAGCUAAAAGUGUCAAAGUCAUGGCGAUGAUGAUGGUGUUAAUGGCGAUUUGGUUUAUCGGCGAUCUUCAGGGCAAUGGGCACGUGCCUUUGAUUAACACGGCUAUGACCAACUGCAAAGGGUUUGGAAUCUGGAUGCGACUUCUGCUGGGUGUUUGUGGUGUGUUUUCCCUAAUGACGUUGAGGGCGUAUGGGCUAUACCGCAUCUUCCAUCUUCAUCAAACGUACCACAGCUGGGCUCUAUAUCUGGUGUUGGGCGUUUAUUGGUUGUGUAUCCUCAUUUUUGGAGUUGUUUCGCAGGUGCUCCCGGACAGAAUCACAACUCAGUACAUGCCCGCCAUCGACAUAUGCAACGUUCACUCGCACUACCAAACUACACUGUAUGCGUUUAUGUGUACAAACGUGGCCGUAGUUAUUGGCUUCCAUUGGAUGAUCCGAAACAUCAAGAGUUCGUUUAACGAGACCCGCGAAAUGGUGGUAACGUGCAUCAUUGUACUUGGUCACAUUGUGUAUUCUACGAUUCUGAACUAUGCGCCGCUCAAGAAUCCGUAUCCUUUUGUUCAGAACUUGCGCAUUAUAUACACGGUUCUGAGCCACAUCGGUGUUAAUUCGAUGUGGUGGCUCGUCAUGUCAAUACCCCUCUACAACUGCAUAUUCAACAGGCAGCGCUAUCUAGUUCACUGGAUUACCAAGCUGCGCGACGACGGCUGCAGAAGGAGUACGACCACCAUGGGAAGACAUGAAACGGGGCUUCUUUACGCAAAGGGCAGCAUUUAUAGUGGCAAGGACGCCAACACCAUUACCAGACCGCACAUGGUUUUUUCUCAGCCCCCUAAUAGUUUAACAAGCAGAAAAGGCGGAUUUGGCAUUGGACGAACAAUUCUGUAAUCAACAGAGCUACCACAACAGGCAGUGUAAUUAUUUAAAGUAUUGGACAGAUGUGGUAGUUUCCCAAUUUUGAUUUGUUAACAUUUUCC
Messenger RNA from Kickxella alabastrina, 1378 nucleotides. RefSeq lists its product as uncharacterized. Gene Ontology annotation, cellular component: membrane. Gene Ontology annotation, molecular function: G protein-coupled receptor activity. The record is from RefSeq and is a predicted model, not a curated record. Gene Ontology annotation, biological process: G protein-coupled receptor signaling pathway. Bases 210 to 1289 code for a protein of 359 amino acids. The transcript is spliced from 2 exons. Lineage: Eukaryota; Fungi; Kickxellomycota; Kickxellomycetes; Kickxellales; Kickxellaceae.